Blastocystis hominis is the source of this 927-nucleotide messenger RNA. RefSeq lists its product as hypothetical. Lineage: Eukaryota; Bigyra; Opalinata; Blastocystidae. Bases 1 to 927 code for a protein of 308 amino acids. The transcript has a single exon. The record is from RefSeq and is a predicted model, not a curated record. Gene Ontology annotation, cellular component: cytosol.
AUGUACCGAGAAGGAAGACGAGAAGGCGCAGGACGCGAGUUCGAUGCGAACGGGUAUUUGGUGUAUGAGGGAACGGCGGACGAGAACGGGUUUUACGGAAAGGGAGUGCUGUACUAUCCAGGAAGCGGGAUUCGCUACGACGGGGAGUUCCUGCACGGGAAAUUCAGCGGGUAUGGACAGCUCUACAACAAGGAAGGCGACCUGCUCUACAUCGGAGAGUUCCAGAACGGACUUUUCGAGGGCGAAGGGAAGGAGUACACGCAGAACACAAUCCUCCUCUACGCGGGGGCGUUUCAUCAAGGCCUGCGGCAUGGCCGCGGGAAACUCUUCUUCUCCGAGGGCCACUUCUACGAAGGGAGCUUCGCGAACGGGGAGCUCACGGGGACGGGCCGCAUGGUGUGGGCCGACGGCCAAUCCUACGAGGGGGCGUUUCAAAACGGAAGGAAGGAGGGAGAGGGAGUGUUCGUCUGGAGCGAUUCCUCGCGGUACGAGGGCCAUUUCGCGCGGGAUCAGCGCGAGGGGUUCGGGAAGCAGUUCGAUUCCCGCGGGAAAUUGGUGUAUGAGGGGGAAUGGCGGGAAGGCCUGGCGAGCGGGACGGGGAAGCUGUUUUUCUCGUCGGGAAGCGUGUAUGAUGGGGAGGUGGUGUGCGGGAAGCGGUCAGGGAAGGGAAAGCAGCUGAGUGAAGACGGAAAGGUGGAGUAUGAGGGAGAUUGGAAGGAUGAUGUGCCGCAUGGCUUCGGAACGUACUAUUAUGUGGAGGGAAAUGUCUACACGGGGCAGUGGGUGAAUGGAGAGAAGGAAGGAACGGGAAGAAUGAACUACACAGACGGCUCGUACUACAUUGGAUGUUUUAAGGGCGGCGUUCGGUCCGGAAAGGGAUGUAUCGUUAGCAAGCAGGGGAAGAUUUUGAAGGAGUAUCUGAAGUAG